AUGGACGGGGGAAAGAAUCUGGAGUCGGCCAUUUCGAGGGGCACCACGCAAAACGAUCACGCCUCUAUUGAAAACCGGCUGUCACAAUAUUCAGAUGCUCAAAAAGCCAAGGCAUUUCGCAAAUUAGAUUGGAAUCUCAUAUUAUUACUUGGUGUCUUAUACCUGUUAUCCUACAUUGACCGUGGCAAUGUUGGAAAUGCCUACACUGCUGGCAUGGGAAAAGAAUGGGGCAUCACGUCCAAUCAAUACUCUUGGGUCAUCACCGCAUAUUACAUCGCUUACAUCGCUUUCCAAUGGUUUAUCUUGCUUUGGAAAGUGGUCUCACUCCCAGCCUGGGUGGCUUUCAUGGCACUCGGCUGGGGUGCUGCAAGUAUGUUGCAAGCCGCUACCAGCAACCUUGCGGGCUUGAUCGCACUGCGCUGUCUGAUGGGAGCAUUUGAGGCCGGAUUCGCUCCCGGUGUGGCCUUUUAUCUCUCCUUCUUCUAUCGCCGGUCGGAAAUGGGGUUCAGAUAUGGUCUUUUCAUCUCGUUUUCGGCCAUCGCUAACUGCUUCGCUUCCGCGCUGGCGUAUGGAAUUGUCCAUGCGAACACAUCCAUUGCCAACUGGAAGUUGCUGUUCAUUAUCGAGGGUAUACCCACGAUAGUGGUAGCGCCUCUCGCGUGGAUAUUCUUACCUAAAGGCCCUGGAGAAUGCCGCUUCCUCACGCCCAUCGAAAAUGACAUCGUUCGUCUUCGUGCACUCUCGGGUCGUGGAUAUGAAGAAAAAGGAAAACUAAACUUCAAGCAAUCGUUCGCUGCGUUGGCGGACUACAAAAACUAUUUCCAGGCUGUGAUCAUAUUUUGUUUGAACGCUGCGUUCGGGGCGCUACCUGCCUUCCUGCCCACGAUCAUUGAAGAAAUUGGCUAUUCAUCCGUUCAGGCGCAAGGCCUGUCUGCGCCUCCUUAUUUGGUCGCGUACUGUAUCUGCUUAUCAGCUUCAUUUCUCUCGGAUCGAUUCCAAAACCGGUCAUUCUUCCUGAGUGGGUUGAGCGUUCUUGGGGCGGUAGGCUACCUCAUUCAAUCCCUUGUCAAGACAGAUGGGGUGCGUUACUUUGCAUGCUAUCUCAUCUGCGGUGGCGUUUUCCCCGCUGUCGCACUGACGUUUACAUGGGUCACCGACAAUGGCGGCUCAGCAUCUAAGCGUGGUGCCGGGCUGGUGAUCUUUGGGAUGCUCGGCCAGACUGGCUCUAUUGCUGGCUCACGCUUCUUCCCUAAGGAAGAAGGUCCCUUCUAUGUGAAGGGUAUGGGUAUCAGUGCAGGCUUGUUAUUCUUCGCGGCGAUUCUCGCUCAAGCCUUGGGCCUUUUGCUGAGAUGGGAAAAUAAACGAAGGGAUGCCAUCACUAGUGCUUCGGGUUUCGACACGGAUGACGCUGUGAGCAACUCCAGAGAUGAUCAUCCUUCAUUCCGAUUUAUUGUCUGA
Penicillium olsonii is the source of this 1458-nucleotide messenger RNA. The record is from the annotation of a GenBank genome assembly. Lineage: Eukaryota; Fungi; Ascomycota; Eurotiomycetes; Eurotiales; Aspergillaceae.